AUGACGAGUGUACCCUCCAAAGUUGAUGCUGAACAAGCUGAAUCAGACAACUCUAUCUGUAUCUGCAGGAUGGACUUCAAAGGUGGUGGUGGAGCAGCCCCUGAAGAAUGUGCUGCUGGGGUUGGUGGAGGAGGUGGUAAUGGCAGCACUGGUGGUUUUAGCCCUAGUGAUGGUGGAGGAGGAUAUGGUGUUAGGAGUGGAGGAGGGGGAGGAUAUGGUGUUAAAAGUGGAGGAGGGGAAGGAUAUGGUGUUAAAAGUGGAGGAGGGGGAGGAUAUUGUGUUAGGAUUGGAGGAGAUGGAGGAUGUGGUGUUAAGAGUGGAGGAUAUGGUGUUAGAAGUGAUGGGGGAGGAUGA
Molecule: messenger RNA, 354 nt
Organism: Gastrolobium bilobum
Lineage: Eukaryota; Viridiplantae; Streptophyta; Magnoliopsida; Fabales; Fabaceae
Product: glycine-rich RNA-binding protein 1-like
Exons: 2
Coding region: 1-354 (117 amino acids)
Source: RefSeq, a predicted model, not a curated record